CACCAGACCUGCUCCGAGAUUACGUUCACCCUCUCCGUACUCCUAAUACACCAUUCAUGGCGCCCUCUCUGCCCUAUGCCGCUGAUGCGGAAAGUCCUCUCAAACCCGAAGAACUCCAAGUCCUCCGCGCACAGUACGAGAAGGAGGGCGAGUACGUGGGCUUGCAAACGAAAUUCAACUACGCCUGGGGCCUCAUAAAAUCAAACAACCGCCAGGAGCAACAAGAAGGCGUUCGCCUGCUCUCAGAAAUCUUCCGCAACUCCCCCGAGCGCCGGAGGGAGUGCCUCUACUACCUCGCCCUCGGAAACUACAAGCUCGGCAACUACGCCGAGGCGAGGAAAUACAACGAGCUAUUGAUCGACCUCGAGCCCGCGAACCUGCAGGCGGGAAGUCUGAAAGGGCUGAUCGACGACAAGGUGGCGAAGGAGGGCCUUGUCGGGGUGGCGAUUGUUGGAGGUCUGGCUGUGGCGGCGGGUAUCGUGGGAAGCAUGCUAUUCAAGGGAAGCAGAAGGCGAUAGGGUAACACGCUGUGUAUAAUGGGGGAUGAGUGACGAGCGUUGGUGGUGCAUUCGGCGUAUCGGCGGCUUUCCCUAGGCCGAGAAAUCGCAUGUAGAAUAUGGACAUCUUUAACCUUUCAAGCGCGUGCGUCUCUGCGCCCAGGACGCUCCAAUGGUGUUUUGCGGUUGUCUCGGAUCCAAUGAACUACCCAUGCGGGGCGUCAGAAUAGCAAAGAAGAGCAUGGAAAGCCAGAGAAGGCUUUGGUGGCAGCGAGUCGAACAGACGUACAACAACGCACCCGAACAAUCAGGCGGAUUUGCUAGGUGCUAGUGUAAUUAACACAGCUGUGCAGCGAGCGUCUUGUCCCGUCCAGGUGCACCCUCACCGGACCCUCCC
This is a messenger RNA of Mytilinidion resinicola, 894 nucleotides long. Its product is annotated as mitochondrial fission 1 protein. The transcript has 4 exons. The record is from RefSeq and is a predicted model, not a curated record. Bases 57 to 518 code for a protein of 153 amino acids. Gene Ontology annotation, cellular component: peroxisomal membrane; mitochondrial outer membrane. Gene Ontology annotation, biological process: peroxisome fission; mitochondrial fission; autophagy of mitochondrion. Gene Ontology annotation, molecular function: protein binding. NCBI's taxonomy places the organism in Eukaryota, Fungi, Ascomycota, Dothideomycetes, Mytilinidiales, Mytilinidiaceae.